Molecule: messenger RNA, 5367 nt
Organism: Triplophysa dalaica
Lineage: Eukaryota; Metazoa; Chordata; Actinopteri; Cypriniformes; Nemacheilidae
Gene: arhgef49
Exons: 8
Coding region: 257-3673 (1138 amino acids)
Biological process (GO): positive regulation of Rho protein signal transduction
Molecular function (GO): guanyl-nucleotide exchange factor activity
Source: RefSeq, a predicted model, not a curated record
GCGGAAUAGACCUCUGCGUGCACACUGCUGACAUGGUUCUUCCUCUUGGCUAUUACCUGUCUUUACUGCAUCAGAAAGAGUUGGCAGCGCCCGGGGCCUCAACAGUCUGGCAUUUUGGAUAUUGUGUCUACCUCUGAAGAAACAGUGUGUUGGCUCUCAGCCUGUGAAUGGGAACCUAAAGCAAGAGGAGUAGGUGCCUACAGUAUACAACAUUGAUUAAAAUGGGGGUGGUGUUCCCUGUGCUCCUCUUUGAAACAUGGCGGCUCCUGCUGUGGCCAUGCCUGAUGUGAAAGCCCCACAAUGUGAGUACUCCCCAGCAGGAUCUCCUGCAGGGUGUAGCAUGGACUUGUCUGGAGACCUGUCUGUCCUCGGCUCCCCGCUUUCUGCUUUCCCUCAUCAUGCCGUGUCCCCCUUCCCUGCCCAUGACCUAGCGCUGGGCCACUAUCCAUCCAGCUAUGUCAACAAUAAUGCCCUUCUCAGCAAUCUGGGGCUCUACUGCUCCACCAGCAGCAUGUAUCCCCUAAAACAGCCUGACGCUCGGUCUGGCUACGGAACGAUGCGUCAUCCCCAGGGAUGUGUGAACGCGGGCGGGACCCGGCUCUACCGCAGUUUAGAAAACCUGCACUGGGCCACAGGUGCGUAUCCGUACAGGAGUGUGGACAGCGAGUUUAUUCUUCACUGCACUUCAAGUAGCCAUUGGUAUGAUGGACCUCCUCAGGGACCUCAGAUAUACGAUGUACUGCCUUCUCCUGAAAGUUUGGCGUUAUAUAGCCGCAGAGGAGUGGUUAGAAAGGACAUACCGCUCUUUCCUCAAUGGCUCUUGCCCGCCGUUGAGGACUGGAGUGUUAACGCAAAUGCUCGAAAGGGACUUAGAGACAAACUUCGGUUUCAGAGCACACGUGUCUCAGAGCCCAACAAACCCUUGCGACCGGUGCUCGGUAACGCACCAUCACCGAUGUAUCCAUGCGAUCAGGAUGUACCGGUUCGAGCGGGUCAACCAUCCUCUUUGGUACAAAGAGGUAGAGAGCAGGAACUGUGCGCCCGUCGUAUCACAAGCCCAGAGGAAAUCAAGCAGGAAGCGAUGAGACGCCUGCAACUCCGUAGACAGAGAAGCACUCCCAACCUCGUGCUGAGCUCCAGAGAGGAGUCUAGCAGCAUCAGUAAAGCUCUUACCUCAGAUCCCAUCUGUACAAAUUCUGCCCAGUCAACCCCUGAAAGAAAAAGACCCCCUGUGGGUCGCCUGCACAUACCUACAUUUGAGGAGUUUAAGAGAAUGAGGCAGAAGCAAAGCAGCAGGAACCACAAUCCCUCCUCAACUCAAUCGAGUGGAUAUGUGGGAAGUAAUGACAAGCAUAAAGAGGUUAAUGGAGGGGAAGAAGAACAGAUAGGAGAAAGACAGCAUGAGGAACGGAUUGAUAAAAAAACGGAUUUCAAUUGUCCGGGCGUACACAGUGGAGAGAUGUUUGAUCCCUCUUCCACAGGGGAGGUUCCAGGUGGACCCAUCUGCACCGGCCCAGUGGCCCGUUCUCCAUUACAUCCUCAAGCUCCUAGAGGAAAAGGGGAGGAGAAUAAAGGACUAGGGGCCACAGAUGUGGCUGUUGUCCCCUUCCCGGUCCGCUGGGAGGGUGGAGAUGGACCCUCCAGCUGCUGCCCCACAAUUCUUCUAGACAGCACGGACCUUUCCAGUUAUGGAGCCAAAAUCUACAAAAUGAAGGAUGGCUUCCUGGGAUCCGCCCUGGACCUUAUUAAAAAGAGCUGCAGUGCAGAUAUUGCAUCCGAGACUCUCGUCCGACUGUCGCGUGAGCAGAAUGAUGCCGCUGACAUCACCGUUCCCCAGCCCAGCCAUCAAUCUGCCCACGUUGCCAUGACAACGUCGGCCUGCGGAGAGGAGCCCACAGGACGAGGGGGGAAAGCGGCAACAGAAUGCGUUUCUGGAGUGGGUUGCAGACGCUCCAGCUCAGAUGCGGCCUAUGAGCUGGCUGAGUCAGUGAGGGCCCAGCGUGAGUGCCGCCUGCGGCCCCACUACAGCGACCCCAUGCCCGCAGACGCUGCCAAGCGUAAACAGCUGGAGAUGAAGAUUGCUGCAGCGGCACGUUUGCACAUUCACCGCAGAGAGAGGGACAGUGUGCCAAGCACCGUCAGGGGACGCUCGGAGCCAAGAGGUCAGGAGAGAAGCCGGAGCCUUGGUGUAACCCGGACCGCACAGCACCGCUGGAGUACAGUCAGCAGUGUGAGUGCAGACAGUGGAGUUGUAGGGUUGAGCGAUGAGCGAGAAGAAGAGGAAGAUCCACGACGUGCCCGCCACAGUGCUGGGGCCGAGGUCGAACGCGUGGACAGUGGAAUAGGAUCAGGUUUGGCUCGGGGCUGGAGGAGACCCUCACCUUUCCUCAGGAACUGGGAGGUUCGACAGCCCUGUCCUGACUGCGGCCACAAAGAGGGGGCACGUGAAGAGGGCAUGUGCGAACGCUGCUCCAAACUACGAAUCGAACGCAAAGAGGCCAUCAUGGAGUUCCUCAACACUGAGUCGAGUUUUGGAGAGGACUUGCGCAUUAUCAAGGAGGAGUUCUUCUGUCCAAUGCAGAGUGCAGGGCUGCUGAAUGUCGAGCAGCUAGCGGUGGUCUUCUGUAAUGUUCAAGAGCUCAUUGAUGUCAAUGAAAGGUUCACAGAACACCUGCAGGACAGCAUUGAUCAGGCUUUUGAUCAGGGCGAUGAGGACCUGCAGACUGUGUGCAUUGGAGAAAUCUUCUUGGAGUUUGUCAACAUGCUUCCAGCAUUUCAGACCUACUGCCUGCAGCAGUCCACAUCUGUGAACAUGCUCAACACGCUUGAGAAAGAAAAAGAACUUCUUAGAAUAUUCCUUGACGUGUCCCAGAACGACAACACUGCUCUGAGGCGCAUGAACCUGCGCUCCUUCCUCAUGGCACCGCUACAGCGCGUGACCAAAUACCCUCUCCUUCUAAGUCGCAUCAGCAAAGCCACCCAUGAAUGUCACCCCGACUACUCGCGUUUAAAAGAAGCCAAGAGUCGCGUGGAGUCCCAUCUAGAGCACAUCAACAUGAAGACCAAACAGGAGGGCACCGCCACAUGGUCCCUGCGCUCUUUCCGGCGCGACAGCCGCAAGAACCGAGAGGUGAUCAACAUCGAGAUGAGAGAGUUGUCCAUGAAGACUGUCGGAUGGGCUCGGGAAAGUACGCGCUUCAUUAUGGAGGGACCCCUACAACUGGCGCAACCCGCCGAUGGGCAGUGGCUUAAGAAGGGAAGCAAGUCCCUCAAAUUCCAAAAUGUUCAGAGCUUACUCAUGGUUCGCACCCUGCGUUCCGCAGAGUCUGUGAAUUCUGCUGAUGGGGGUCUCAGAGGAGAGCUGGAGAGCUUGGACAUGGUGCAAGAUGGCAUACUCGUGCUCAUCAAAGACAAAAGCAGCGGAAAGUUCACCGUCCUACGGGAGCCCAUCCAAUUGGCUAACUGCGUGGUAUCGGUCGAUCCCGACUGUGACGAUAGUUUUGAGGUGCUGGACAUCCGGCGUGAGGCUUUUGUUUUCCGUGCCUCGGACAAACAGCGCACGCAGCAGUGGUUUCAUCAAAUUAAAAGAUAUGCCUGCGAUCUUGGGUCUUGGAGGAAAAGACGCAACGCUCUCCCCAAUAUCAUGAUCAACACAGCCCAGAGUCGGUCCUGACACCCUGUAGCAUCAACUAGAUGUAAAUAAUAAAACCAAUAUUUUGUUGACCGGACAGUAUUUGUGUUGGGGAAUAAGAUCUAAUGAGAUGUUUCUUCGACUGUAGACUUUUAAGUCGCAAGGUUUUACUGUGAUUUAAAAGAUUAAAGCAACAGUUCACCCAAACAUGAAAUUCUGUAUUCAUUUACUCUCAAGUUGUUCCAAAUCUGAAUGCAUUUCUUUGUUCUGAUGAACACAGAGAAAGAUAUUUGGAAGAAAGGUUGUAACCAAACAGUUCUUGGCCAUCAUUGACAACCAAAGUAGGAACAAUGACAACGGUACAUUGUAGUAAAAUGCAGCAGAAUUGUUUGCCUUCCUAAAUUCUUCAAUAUUGUAUUUUGUGUUCAACAGAACAAAGAAAUGUAUACAGAUCUGGAAUAAAUUGAGGGUGAGUGAAUGCAGAAUUUUCAUUUUUUAGUUGAAAUGUUCCUUUAAUAUAGACUGAAAGGGGGAACUUUGUAAAACUGGAAAGCAAAUAAAAGACAUUUGUGGAAAAAAAGGAAAAUGAAAUGCGGUCAAAAAGCAAAAAGUCAUGCCGUGGCAUAAUAAAAUGAGGAGAUCACUAGAUGCCUCACUGCUGCACUUGUAUAACACUGAUUGUACGACAAGUAGCUACUGAGAAAGAAAAUACAUGUUUUCAGUGGUGAUAACCAUGAGAGAAAAUGAUUUUGAUAGAAUGAACGUUCAUGUGAAUCUUUAAUAACGCACAACAGAGUGGAAACUUGUUGAGUGGAAAGUUGGUUUGUUUUCUGUUCAUUUAUUGUUUUCUCUCUCUUCCGUAAACAACUACUGUAUUCUCAAUGCCACACGAGAUCCGGGGCAGUUCUUAUAGAGUACAUGUAACACUGUGCUGGUCUAACUAGCAGCAAUAAUGGUCAUUGUAUUAUGUAGCAACAGUAAAGCUGCUUUUUUUUACAGGUAGCCAUCCUCUUUUGCGAUCAGUGAUGUUUAUUGUAUUUUUCUGUCCUUGAGGUUAUAGUCUCAGUCUAAGCAUCACGACAUCAUCGCUGGACAUAAACUACUUCCAGAAAUACAAUUAAAACCUAAUUUUCCCACAAUUUAUGUAAUUUGUACUUCCAGUAUGCUGUUGCUUUGUCAUAGUUGCAAGGGAGAAAAUAUGUGCCUUUUUUAUUUGAUACUGAGUGAGUCAGUAGUCCUAUUUGUUUUCUCCUUUGCCCACAAAGCAGCUAAAUAUUUAGGAAAACUAUUCGUUUUUAGUAGCUGCUAAUAUAUAAAAAAUCCCUCAAAUAUACAUGCUGUGUUGUAUGGUAACUCUGUUAAUGUUACUGUUUUUGUUUGAUGCACUUUAAUAUGAAGGACCUAAAACUGGAGCGUGGACAUUGUGCUGCAGUUUACAAAGCUUUACUGUCUUUUGUUUUUAAGAUCGUUUAAGCUUUAGAGAAUUAUGAACCACAGUUGACUUAGCAAUAGCUAUGAACCACAUUCAGUAAUUGUCCUAUUUGUAUGUUUAAAAUCAACAUUGAUGGAUGUAAAGUGUCACCAUCACUGGAUUUUGGCAUUUAGGUUUCUACAUGAAUAUUUACUGUUUUUCUAAUGGCAUUGAUACUGUUAGAAAUAUCAUAGCUUCCAUUACACAGCAGAAUGAGGAGUCCUGCCAGAGAUCUUUGUCUGAAAUGGUACUUUUACCCAAGACC